Messenger RNA from Parnassius apollo (apollo), 903 nucleotides. The record is from the annotation of a GenBank genome assembly. NCBI's taxonomy places the organism in Eukaryota, Metazoa, Arthropoda, Insecta, Lepidoptera, Papilionidae.
AUGCUUGCUAGGGUUAUUAAUUCGCUGCCGUUGAGGCUGUCGCAAGGAAUAACGAAACUUUAUUUUCGAGCUUUAACUUGGAAGCAACAAGGAUUUCAUAGUAUUCAGGAGCAUCUCGAGUAUAAUAAAAUGGAUGUCAAAAUUUUACCUGCUUUGCAAGACAAUUACAUGUACUUAAUUGUAGACAAGGCUACAAAAGAAGCUGCUAUAGUUGAUCCUGUAGAGCCUAAUACUGUGCUGAAAGCUGUGCAAGAACAUGGUGUUAAGCUUACAACAGUUCUGACUACACAUCACCACUGGGACCACGCUGGAGGCAAUGAGAAUCUAGUUAAAAUGCAACCAGGUUUGCAGGUAUAUGGUGGUGAUGAUCGUAUAGGAGCGCUAACUAUUAAAGUUCAGCACAAUACUAAAUUUAAUAUUGGUCGCCUUAAUGUGCAAUGUUUGUUUACCCCAUGCCAUACUUCUGGACACAUCUGCUAUUUUGUCACAGCUCCUGAAGAAGGCGAAGAUUCUGCUGUGUUUACUGGUGAUACAUUAUUCUUGGGCGGUUGCGGCAGAUUCUUUGAAGGCACAGCAGACCAAAUGUAUCAUGCUUUAAUUGAAGUCCUAAGUAGGCUUCCAAACGAAACAAAAGUGUUCUGUGGCCAUGAAUAUACAUUACAAAACUUAAAAUUUGCAUUACAUGUCGAACCGGAUAAUGAAAAUGUUAAAGAAAAAAUCAGUUGGUCAAAACAGCGCAGAGAAGAUGGGAAGCCAACAGUGCCUUCAACAAUUGCUGAAGAAAAGUUAUACAAUCCGUUCAUGAGAGUAAUGGAGGCAGCAGUCAUGAAACACGCAAACAAAACUGAACCAAUAGAAACUAUGAAAGCAAUCCGCCUUGAAAAAGAUGGCUUUAAAGGUUAA